UCGGUAAGAUAGCAGAGCAGCAAGUGCUCCAAGUGGAGACGGCGGGCGAUAUAGUUUCGAAUCGGAUAGCAGCCAAGCGACUUGGGAGGCAAGGAACACCAAGAGACCAAGAAGAGGGGAAACAAGGACGAGAUCACGGUCUUUAUGUACCUAGUCCGUAGUCGUAUCAAUCGAACCAGGGUGAGAUCCAAUCCAAUGCAAGAGAGAGCAGCAAAGCAAACAACUUUGGAGGAGAGAAAAGUGAGAAAAAAGAAUGCGGGAGAGAGUUGAGACUAAGAGACAAGAAAAGGCCGAUCGCACGGGAGUAAAAUCAGGCCUGGUGGAGCCGGAGGCCGCGAGGAAAGAGAUUUUUGGUUCCAGACCGUCCUGUUCGUUUCGCAGUGGAUCUCCAUCUAGAAUGUGGAAUGGAUAUUUCUCCGAUCUCUCACCUGUACAUAUAUACGGAGUACGGAGAUAUCUACAUACAUAUGUCGAUACCCACCUCUGGACAUCUCCAUCUCCAUCACUUGGUCAACACUCAGUCCGAUCUGUCAUAUCCGCCAUCCAAGUGGCAAUCGGAAUGGGAGACCGUACGAACCGAUACACACCAAAUACAGAUUCAAUACAUGGCCACCGCCAAGUCCCCCAUCUGUCCCACCGUCAUUCCACGUUCCAUGGUUCUUCCCUCGCUCUACAUGAAACUGAUGGACUUCCAUCGACAAUCCUUUUAUUCUACAAUAUAUAAAUAGAUUGAUUCAUCAAGAUCUCCUCCUGGAUCGUGAACCCUGUCCCGAUCACCUAGGAACCAUCCAUCCGGAGUAUAUCUUCAGGACGAUGGAAUGAAUCCAGUGCGUGGCUUUAAUGCUGCUUG
Aspergillus campestris IBT 28561 is the source of this 850-nucleotide messenger RNA. RefSeq lists its product as uncharacterized. Bases 254 to 724 code for a protein of 156 amino acids. Lineage: Eukaryota; Fungi; Ascomycota; Eurotiomycetes; Eurotiales; Aspergillaceae. The record is from RefSeq and is a predicted model, not a curated record. The transcript has a single exon.